GCACCAUGAAUAUCUCCAGUUUCAAUGGGAUAUUAUAAAACGCUGGAUUUUCAAGAAGUCCUCCAUGCUAACAUCAUCAUUAUCAACGAACACUUGGCACAAUGACACUGGAGAAUUUCAAGGACGCUCGACUGAUGCUCGUGACUGUUGUCUACCUGAGUCUCUUCUUGGAUAAUGUAUUACUUACGGUGGUUGUACCCAUUAUUCCGGACUACCUGUGCACCAUUUCUGAUAAUUCAACACUUUUCGCCGGUGACGAGGACGGCAAGAUUGGCUUUUUACUUAGCUCAAAGGCCUUUGUGCAAUUAAUUCUUAAUCCGGCUGUUGGUACACUCACUGGUACCGUUGGCUACGCCAAGCCACUGUUUCUUGGAAAUUUCUGCCUACUUCUUGCUUCACUGCUAUUUGCAUUCGGGCAGACGUACGAGUUCCUCUUUCUGGCACGCAGUAUCCAGGGAAUAUCUUCGGCAUGUAUAGGUGUAUCAGGAAUGUCCCUGGUGGCCUCUCAAUACUCGGAGGAGAGCGAGCGAUCGAAAGUGAUGGGCUUUGUGCUAGGGAGCAUAGCCCUUGGGGUGCUCGUUGGCUACCCCAUAGGCUCCAUUCUUUACGACAUCGAGGGAAAAAUGGCACCUUUCCUCCUCGUCUCCUCCCUCACGUUCCUGCCAAUAUGCUUGCAAAUGUUCGUUGGAAAUUAUCCACCAAUUGAAAAGAGGAUAGAGCAACCGGCAAACAGAACUAGUUGGAUGAAGACCCUGCAGGAGUGGAAAAUUUUAACAAUCACCGGGGCUAUUUUUUUAUCGACUUUACCGAUGGCUAUUUUAGAGUGUUGUCUGCCCAUCUGGUUGAGAUCCUAUAUUAAACCGAAGAAAUGGCAGUUGGGGACUGUAUUCAUACCUGAUAGUGUUGGCUACCUCGUGGGAACAAAUUUUUUUGGAGUGAUAGCCUAUCGGUGCGGUCGUUGUAGAACCGCAGUGAUAGCCAUGUGUCUCGUGGGCAUCAGUAUAAUUUCCCUUCCCUCCGCAAGAUCAAUCUCCCAGCUGGUUGUCCCUCAUCUGGGCCUGGGGCUGGGUAUAGGGGUGGCUGACGCUGCCCUCGUUCCACUACUCGCUAGUCUUGUCGAUCAGGACGGGAACUACGGGCCCGUCUAUUCGAUACAGCAGGUCGCAGUCAGUCUUGCCUACUCUCUAGGUCCCAUUAUGGGGAGUGAAUUGGUCCGGACGAUUGGUUUCCCGUGGGUGAUGAGAAUCGUCGGUAUGUUGAAUCUCACCUAUUGUCCCAGUCUCAUAUACCUGGCGAUGAUGAGAAAUAAACAGCCACUUGGUGACAACGAGGACAACAGAGGAUACAACUCCAUCGUGAAGACAGCACCCAAGUACCAGAGAUUCCAGGAGUCUGAUGAGGAUCUCUGAGAGAUCGGUGUCAGUUAUUUUAAAACGAAAUUAAUUUGACAGGAGGGCACAAGGUUGGGCCAUUGUUUCUCGUUUGAAUAACCGUACUUGAGUAUUUAUUUUGUGA
Molecule: messenger RNA, 1515 nt
Organism: Diachasmimorpha longicaudata
Lineage: Eukaryota; Metazoa; Arthropoda; Insecta; Hymenoptera; Braconidae
Product: synaptic vesicular amine transporter-like
Exons: 6
Coding region: 102-1409 (435 amino acids)
Biological process (GO): transmembrane transport; aminergic neurotransmitter loading into synaptic vesicle
Cellular component (GO): terminal bouton; synaptic vesicle membrane
Molecular function (GO): serotonin:sodium:chloride symporter activity
Source: RefSeq, a predicted model, not a curated record